This is a messenger RNA of Leptonychotes weddellii (Weddell seal), 4837 nucleotides long. NCBI's taxonomy places the organism in Eukaryota, Metazoa, Chordata, Mammalia, Carnivora, Phocidae. The record is from RefSeq and is a predicted model, not a curated record.
UUAAUUUUCAUUACUAUUUAAUAUUCUAUCCUAUGAAUAAUUUGCAGAUUUGUGUCUUAUUGAUAGACAUUUGGUUGUUCCCGGGGGUUCUGCUAAUUCAAACAAUGCUGCUUAGGAGCAUUCUUGUGUCUAUCUCUGGGGCAGGUAUCUUGAGUGUUUUUCUAGAGGAUGUUCCCCGGAUUGGGUAGGAGCACCUUGAGAUUCAGUAGACUUUGCCAAAUUCCCAUCCAAAGCAGUUGUGCCCAUUUUUCCCGCCGCGAAGUACAGGUAAGAGUCUGGUGCUCCACAUCUCACCGGCACUUGGUACCACAGCCUUAACUUUCUUGCCUCUCUGACGGAUGCCCCUGUGUCUUGGCCCUGUUAGGAGGCUACAAAUCGGAAGAUGGAGCAGCUUAGACAGGAAUACAUGGAAAUCAAGGUGCUCAUUGAUGCCGCAGAGGCCACCUCCACACGGAAGAUAAAGGAAGAGGAGAAGAGGGUCAAUACCAAGUUUGACAACAUUUACCAGAUCCUUCUCAAGAAGAAGAGUGAGAUCCAGGCUCUGAAGGAGGAAGUUGAACUUGCCCUGACCAAGGGGGACGAGUUUGAGUUUCUGGAGAAAGGGAUAAAACUGCAAGGUGUCUCCACAAAGCCAGUCUACGUCCCCAAGGUGGAGCUGAAUCAGGAGCUGAUAAAGAGUGUCUCUCAGGGCACCUCAGACCUCAAAGACGAGCUGAAGCGGUAUAUCAGGCAGGCCCAGGACAAGAAGCCCGAGGAACCCACUGGCUCAGGGAACCCCGGAGAGCAUGGCCCAGCAUCUACGCCCAAACCCACACACUUUGCAAAAAAGUUCCCGAAAGAAGAAAAGAGACCCAAGAAACCUUCCCCUGCCUCUGCCUCAGCCACCAAGAUGCCCACUUUUGGAGCCCCGGAAGAGUUACUGGAACUAAAGCAGUCCAGCCUGGAGAGUGUAGGCAAAGCCACCACCGCGCAGCUGAAUGCGGCGGCCCUCAAGGCCAAGGUGCUGGAGACCUUCUUAGCCAAGUCCAGGCCCGAGCUCCUGGAGUAUGCCGUUAAAUUCAGCCUGGACUACAACACCGCCCACAACAAGGUGGCGCUGUCGGAGAACUACAGUGUCGCCUCUGUGGCCGACUCACCCCUGAACUACCAGCCGCAUCCCAAGAGGUUCGUGUACUGCUCUCAGGUGCUGGGCCUGCACUGCUACAAGAAAGGGAUCCACUACUGGGAGGUGGAGCUGCAGAAGAGCCACUUCUGUGGGGUGGGCGUCUGCUACGGCAGCAUGCCACGCCAGGGCCCCGAGAGCCGGCUCGGCCGCAACAGCGCCUCGUGGUGCGUGGAGUGGUUCAACACCAAGAUCUCUGCGUGGCACAACAACGUGGAGAAGACGCUGCCCUCCACCAAGGCCACGCGGGUCGGUGUGCUUCUCAACUGUGACCAUGGCUUUGUCCUCUUCUUUGCCGUCGCCGACAGGGUCCACCUGAUGUAUAAGUUCAAGGUGGACUUCACGGAAGCCCUGUACCCGGCCUUCUGGGUGUUCUCUGCUGGUGCCAUGCUCUCCAUCUGCUCCUACAAGUAGGCAGGCCCCGGACGCGGGCCUCUGCGGGCCCCAGACUGUGGGGGGCAGAGCUGCAGCGGGACCUCUGAGGGACCAGGGGUUGAGACUGUGGGAGGGGACCUGGUGGGAGGCGGGGGCCGGGGGAUGGGGUAAGAGGAGAGAUCUGGCCAGGGGAAGGGGUGGGGGUGAUCGUGUGCUGGGCCAGGAAGCAUUGCCACCUCCUGGUGCCCAUUAGGGCAGGGUGACCUCCUCCCCCUUGUUCUGGUAGGUCUCUGGCUGCUGGCAGUGGGGCGGGGCUUUGGGGGGUAAAAUCGUUAGUGCCCUUUCCUCUUGGAGGGAGUCUGUAGCCACCGUGCGCUCCUCAGGCGAUGUGGUGUGAGCCCCUUUGCUCUCUGGAUCAGCCUUCGGUUCUUAGCAUUUUGAUUCCUCCCUAUAGGGCUAUUCAAUGCAAUAGAUUGUUUAAAAAUUCCAAAGUAAUUGAAUUUCAAUUAUUCACCCCCCCGCCCCUCCCCCUGCCCACCUGCGGGCAUUCGGGUGUAUGCUCAGACCCUGGUUAUUUUCUGUCCUUAAGAGAAACUACACAUGUCGGGUCUCCACCCAGAUCAGAGUUUCUGGAAGAAGUGUGUUCUCUCCCUCCACUGGCAAAUAGGCCUGCCCCCCUUCCUCUCCUCGUACCUCACACCCCGUCGAUGGCUUUCAGAUGUUUAAUGCAACAGGAAACUUUUCAGGCUAAGGUUUCGAACCAUGAUCUGAAUCAGCCUUUGUGGAAUUUGUGAUUCAAGGUCAAGGUGACCCAGGUCCCACAGAUGGAAACCCCUCCCAUUUCCCACUCUUGGCUGACAUUCUUUGGCUGUACCCACAGAGCCUUGGGGAGGCCUUCUUCCCAUAGCUUAGGCUUUGGGACAAGGAACUCCCCUGGGCAAGAGCGACCCUGCUCUGGGUUGACAGAACGUGGUGGUUUUGCUCUUAGUAGAGUGUCGUCUUGCCUUCUUACUGAUAACUGGGCUCUGUGGUAGCCUCUCCUCCCCAGGACUGUGAGAUCCUGGACUGGCUGGUGGAGAUCCCACGGUGGCCAGCACAGUCGAGUGGACAGCUAGGCUUGCUAUCCGUAGCCUGUAAUCGCACAAACAGGUCAUGCGGGGCUGCCUCCCGGACCACGCUAGCUCACCUGCUGGGGUGACUACCUGUGGCCCAAAGCAUCUUCUGGCAGGUCCUAGGAAACAUCAGCAUUCCUGUUUAUCCCUGGCCACAGGCUGCACCCCCCGGGGCUGGCCCUCACGGGAGUCAGAUGCCUGCCGCUGGCUCUAGCCCCUUCUCUUUGCCUCCUUUGAGCUAAUUCCAGAUGGGGGGUUGACCAGGCUAGGGGAGCCAGAGACUUUAAGGGCCAGGGAGAGAACGCACUACAGGGCCCAAGCACAAGGGGCUAACUUUCCUGCAGUGCUUCUGUGCAGUGAAAAUGAUCCCAGUCCACGAAGGGGAAGGAAGGAAUGGAUUGCCAGAAUUUCCCAAGCUCCUUAUAUCCUGAUGUUGUCAGGAUAUAAAUUCCCAAUCCAAAAGUGGGAGGAAUUUAACCUCCUGUUGGUGAGAUAAAUCCUGCUCUGGACUUUCCUAAGAGGGGGAGCUCAGAUCAGGCUCUUUGUGGUAUAAAAAGGAGGUCACCAUUGGGGACGUGGGGACCCCAGACCUCUUCUAUGAGUAUUUGAGAAUGUAACACAUCUCUGGCCUCGAGCUGGAAUUCCAGGGCACUCCCAUCGAGCCCUGAGCACUGGAAAUUCCUGAUGGGUGUGUUGAUCUGUGUCCUCUCCUGGCAAGGACUUCCACUUCCUUGGGAGGGAGAUCAUCUUUGUAGGGAAGAGAUCCCUGCAGUAGCCGAGAUGUAGUUUUUUUAGAAGUUUUCUUCCUUUGAUUCUGGGAAGAAGAGUUCUUUGGUGAUUCUUCUCUGCUGUUGGCCCAGGUCAAAAGCAUCUUCAUUGAUCCUCUGAAACAAAAGCCUUGCCUGAAGCCAAUUUGGCUUGGGAGACAGCUGGGCUGAGAGGAGGAGAAUGCUGGCGGGGAGUCCGUGGGUCCUGCUGUGGCUCUCUUCUGUGGACCUCAGAGCAACAGAGCGCGCCUCCCCCGCGCGUUGUCCCAGCCUCGGGACGGGGCAGAUACUUCCCUCUGUGUGUGAGAGAGGCAAGUGGGUAGCCCGCGCUGAACUCUGUGCAAGGGGCUCUGGAGAUGGAAACCCUUGGCUGUACUGAGCCAUCCUGUGUGCAGCGGUGAGACGUAAGUUCCCUCGCCACUGCCCAGGGCACAGUCCUCAAGGUUGGGGCAACUUUGCAUUCAUCUGACUUCUCGUUUUGCAAAGUCAGUCAGAUGAGGAGGUAUUGGAUUCCUCUGCUCACUACUCUUGCCAUCCCGUCAUGGAGGAGAUGCCACCUAGAUGCACCCCGGCGCCCUGGGGAAGAGUCAGAAAUCCCCAGAAACACAAACAUAAAACUACGACCCCAGACGCAGGCGUCAGGGACCGACGCAGUCACUCUGGCAUGAGCAGGUCAGGGUCGGGUGUUUGUAUUAUUCAAGACCGGUUGGUGCCUCUGGCUUCAUUACUCUGAAAUGGAUCUGUGACCUGGAACUAAUAUUGGGACAUCAUUUCUUUAUCCCGCCUCCCCCCACUAUUGACUUUAGUUAAUUCAGAGUAUUUGAGCUAUUAUUUCAUGAGCUGAUUUUUUUAAGGAGUCGACUCUUCAGGAGACAAUUAGGGCCGUAGGCACCGAUCUUUUGAAAACCAUGAGAACUACUAGGGCCAAGGCUGGUUGACCUGCCUUAGAACCUGUGAAUGUAACAAAGCAGUAUCUGGCACUUUUUCUUGCAGCCCAGACAUCGUAUGCAUUGUCUACACACACUGAAAAGUAUAGCACUUUCUCAGUUCUGGGAGUUCUCAUGAAUUUCGUUUUUGUUUUGUUUUGUUUUCGUGAAUUCUUGAGCCCGAGGGAGGUGCUGUGUCAUAGACUGGAUGUUUCUCUUGCUUCAACAAUCAUGUGUUGAAACCUAACCCCCAAUGCGGUGGUAGGGGUGGGGGGAUUAGGUCAUAAAAGCAGAGCCCUCAUGAAUGAGAUCAGUGCCCCUAUAAAGAGACCCCCGUAGAGCUCCCUCACCCCUUCUGCCAUGUGGGGACAUAGCAGGAAGACAGCUGUCUGAACCAGGAAGCUGUUCCUCACCAGGCUUUGAAUCAACCAGCCCUGGAUCUUGGCUGGAUUUUCCAGCCUUCAGAACUGUGAGAAAUAAAUGUUUGUGAUUGAA